UCUUCGUUUCAAAAUUAUUUCCUGCCUGGACCUGGUAGAUCUACAAGCUACGUGUACGUGUGUAUUAUUGAAAGAGAGCUCAAGAAGUAGAGUUUCUUCCACCAUAGGAGUGUAUAGAAGCUCAGUUUAUUCUACAGUUCGAAUAGCAUCCUUGGUUGUUUGUUCCUCAGUAUGAUUAUGCAGUAGAUUAGCUGGCUGUACUUCGAAAUAAUUAUAGCUUUCAAGCUCUUACCUUUUCUUUGCAAUGGAGAGAGGCACAAGCAGUGAUGACGAGGCGCCAGAGGCUAUCUCAUUCAGCGACGCUCGUGCAAAGUCAACAGAGGAGUUGAAACAACGAACUAGAGCUCGGACAAGAGCAAGCAAGGCGGCAGCAGAAGCUGCGGCAGCUGAAGCACAGAAGAAGAUAGUGUUGGAUACGGGAACACAAGAUAACGACGAUGAUGAAGAAGCAGGCAACUCGGGCGACUGCGGAGAAGGGGAAGAGGAAGAAGAAAGUGAUGGUAGCUAUGAUGGAGAGGAUAGUGAUGAGGAAGAGGAAGUGGAUGGCGUAGCUAAAGGCAGUGCCAAGGAAGAACCCAGUGAUUCUGACAGUAAUAUGGUCAGCGAUCUUGAAUCUGAUGAUGAGGAUGAUGAAGAUGAGGAGAACGGUGAUGCGGCAAGAGAAUCAGGCAAUCCUAGAAAUGGCAAUCUGUAUUUUGUGGACAAGAAGAAGAAGAAAAUGGCAGGGAAACCCUUGAAGAAACGCAAACUCAUUGCUGUCUCCACGCAAACAGCUGUCACUGAACCAUAUGACUUGCAACGGCAAGCAUUGGAGUUUCGGCGCCAGCACAUGUUUGGAGGCCGUAUUCGGCGAAGUAGAGAGUCUUCCCAGCGAGCUCGCAAGGCACGUCGCCCAGCGCCAGUUUUCCGAAAGGGUGAUACUAGCAAGAGGUGAUAUCACAAUGCAGGUUGACAAGCUACAUUUCACCAGCUACAGCUAAUCCGACCAGUUGCAGAUGAGCUUGAUGAAGGUGGUGUCCACUUCGGACGAGGUUAGAGCUUUAAAACAACUAGGUGACGAUGAGGCCUUCAUGUCAGCAGCCCGGAGAUGAGUUAGACAAGCGUCUGGCCUGUUUUGGCAUGCGUCCGUUGUAUUCUCGUGAUGGCUGUGCCCGUGGCUUGGUCGUGAUACGGCAAAGGUGGGCACUGACUGUAUGCUGCACAGCUAAUGUUUGAACAUCACUGCAGACUGGUCCAGUCCACUGCUGCUGAUGUAUACAGGGUGUGUGGUGCGGCCAUACUGGUUGCAGCUCCGUGCCAGCACAUACGGUACCAUGCAAUGGUCAACAGUUGUAUGCGCACUGUGCUCUGCCCUAUGCCUUGUAGUGCAGUGCAGGGACAAAUCGUCAUACCACUUUGUGCCUGAAUACCGCCAUUCACUCUGUGUGUGUGUGUGUGUGUGUGUGUGUGUGCGCGCGCGUGUGUGUGCGCGCGCGUGUGUGUGUGCGCGGUGAAGGCCAGAGCCCAAUGGUUAUAUGAACUAGACAGUUGACACUUGAUUGACUUUUGUCAGACCUUUGAGGCUAAGUUUUCUAUCCUCCCGAAUAGUAUCCCCGCUGAACCUUUCUUUCCUUUUUGCCUGUUUUACAAUCUAACACGUCUACCUGUGGGCAGUGGAUCAAGCUAUUUCGAGUCAUACUUAUUCUGGUGCACAGUACGCUAGUCCUGUUGAGGACAUCUAGGACAGGCUGUGAUGCACACCAGUGUUUCUAUUCAAGCGGGUUUUCCACACCCUUGAGCUAACAGUACGCUCUCUACUUCUA
Sycon ciliatum is the source of this 1802-nucleotide messenger RNA. Its product is annotated as nucleolar transcription factor 1-B-like. Bases 245 to 934 code for a protein of 229 amino acids. The record is from RefSeq and is a predicted model, not a curated record. Lineage: Eukaryota; Metazoa; Porifera; Calcarea; Leucosolenida; Sycettidae. The transcript has 4 exons.